Trichoderma harzianum CBS 226.95 is the source of this 543-nucleotide messenger RNA. RefSeq lists its product as hypothetical. Gene Ontology annotation, molecular function: catalytic activity. NCBI's taxonomy places the organism in Eukaryota, Fungi, Ascomycota, Sordariomycetes, Hypocreales, Hypocreaceae. The coding region runs from base 1 to 543 and encodes 180 amino acids. The transcript is spliced from 3 exons. The record is from RefSeq and is a predicted model, not a curated record.
AUGCUGCAGAAAAUCAAGGAAGUAUUCCGCUACCUUGCCAAUCUUCAGUGGGCCGAACAUUUCCAAAAGAAAUGCAUAUUCUGCAACAUUAAAGCCAACGAGAUCAUCGUCGAGAAUGAUCUAUGCAUAGCUAUCAACAAUAUAACAAACGCAGGAGAGGCGCACUGGCUCAUCCUACCCAGAUCACAUAUCCGGGAUAUCGAAAAUCUCAGCUCUGAACACCUUGAGCUACUGCGGUCAAUGGAUGAGUUAAAGCGCCUCCUCCUGAGCAGGCGUCCUGGGUUGUCUCCUUCCGAAAUCCACUCUGGGUAUCAUCGAGGUGGGAGGAUCUUUUUUGGUCGCUUCAGUUUCCUUCGUUUCCGUUUUCCAGACACUAUUUCAGUCCACCACUUGCAUCUGCAUGUCAUCGUUCGACCACAGUUUCUCAAAAAAUGGUUCAAAUAUCCGCCUUGGCUACCUCUCAUGUGGAAGUCCGACGAAAAACUGCUUCGGGAGGUUGAGAAGUUAGCGUCGAAAGGGAUGAUGAUUAAAAGGGUAUAUUAA